GUAACAUGAAACACAUGUGCAAAAUGUUGGACUCACAUAUUUCUACACAAAUCAGUGUGUUCAAAUCAUGGCACGAUACUUUUAUCGCUUUCUGCUUCCUUGUUAAAAUUAUUCAUUCCAUAUCUGAGUUUACUUCUUAUAUAAUCGUACUACGCAUACCGCUCAAUCAAAACAAGAUCGCAUCUUUGUGAUGUGUCGGUGUGUCGUUGCCCUGCGAUUGAGAUAAUGUCCAAUCAGUUGUCUUAAGAUUUCUUCGGGUGCAGGCACUGAACCCAUCGUCCCAGAUAGAGGUAGCUCGUCAAGAUCGGUGUAGAACAAAGGUUCCCCCAGAAGCAAAGUGGGGUGCAAAUAUUUACGUAGUCACUUUGGAUAGUGUUAGAGACUUUGUGGUUCUUAGACCACCUCUUAUCAAUUGUAUUUUUGUUUACACGUGCAUCGGAUCCGUCCGAAAUAAGCUGACUAUCUCAGCCAGAUCUUUGGCGCUUAUCGGAGUGCCUAGCGUCUGCCUUAAUUGAACCAAUAAAAUAAUACAAAGCGUCAUUUAAAACGCCCGUCGCCGUGGAUGGCGUUGAUUUUUCCCGACGAGCAGUUAGUUCAUCUCUGUGCUGCAGAGCAGGCAGUCGUGUCAGUCUGAAAAAAUGUCCACCGAAAACCCAGCAAGUUGCGUUUCCACGCUGGACCUCAGUGGUGGCGAAAAUCGGGGAAACCCGGAGGAAUCUCAUUCCAGGGGCGUGAGGAGCGGCUCCAAGGUGCUGCGGUUCAUCUGGCACUCGCUGUAUAGCCAGUACAAUCAGAUCUGCUCGAGAUCCCAGACUCUGAGGCAACUGGUUUGCAGGGAAGCCAACAAACCACUGCCCAAGAAACUCAGACACACCAUGCGACUAAAUAAGUCGGCCAAGCGAAAGGGCUACGAGUUCUACAUAAGCGACGAGGACAGGAGUAUACCUACAGGAAUUCCGAACUGUCCGCGCGGAUUGGAGUACCUUACGACUAUCGACCAGCUUUUAGUUAAGCAGAAGGUCGAGCUGCUCGAGGCCUUCACAGGCUUCGAGACCAACAACAAGUUCACGAUCAAGAAUGCCCUGGGUCAGAAGGUCUAUUUCGCGGCGGAGGACAACGACUGCUGCACGCGCAAUUGCUGUGGUCCUGCGCGACCAUUCGAUAUGCGGGUCUUUGAUAACUUCCAGCAGGAAGUGAUCCACAUGCACCGCCCGCUGGCCUGCUCCUCCUGUCUGUUUCCCUGCUGUCUGCAGAGUAUCGAGGUCUCGGCACCACCCGGCAAUGUUAUCGGCACCAUUGAGCAGGAGUGGUCCAUCUGUUCGCCAUCCUUCCGCAUUCUCAACCACGUGGGUGACACGGUGAUGCGCAUCGAAGGACCUUUCUGCACCUUUUCGCUCUGCGGCGACGUCGAGUUCAAUGUUGUUUCGCUCACUGGUGAGAAGAUCGGCAAGAUCUCGAAGCAGUGGUCGGGCCUGGCACGUGAAAUUUUCACGGAUGCGGACUUCUUCGGCAUCAACUUCCCACUGGACUUGGAUGUGCGCAUGAAGGCAGUUUUACUCGGUGCCACAUUCCUCAUAGAUGCCAUGUUCUUUGAGAAAGCCGGAAACCAAGAGACCGAUAGGCCCGGAAUGCUUUAGGAAUCAGGUGGUGGCUUGUGCGUGGAUUGUUUAUGCGUGGCAACCGAUUGUUGUGGCGUUUGUGGCGAUUGCGAUUGCGACGAUUAAAUGUUGUGCAUUAUCUUGAG
Messenger RNA from Drosophila mauritiana, 1744 nucleotides. It is a transcript of the gene scramb1, whose product is annotated as phospholipid scramblase 1. Gene Ontology annotation, molecular function: phospholipid scramblase activity. The transcript is spliced from 4 exons. The record is from RefSeq and is a predicted model, not a curated record. Gene Ontology annotation, biological process: plasma membrane phospholipid scrambling. Bases 639 to 1637 code for a protein of 332 amino acids. NCBI's taxonomy places the organism in Eukaryota, Metazoa, Arthropoda, Insecta, Diptera, Drosophilidae. Gene Ontology annotation, cellular component: plasma membrane.